Messenger RNA from Xenopus tropicalis (tropical clawed frog), 1647 nucleotides. RefSeq names its product proteasome 26S subunit, non-ATPase 14 (gene psmd14). Bases 42 to 974 code for a protein of 310 amino acids. The transcript is spliced from 11 exons. Gene Ontology annotation, molecular function: peptidase activity. Lineage: Eukaryota; Metazoa; Chordata; Amphibia; Anura; Pipidae. The record is from RefSeq and is a predicted model, not a curated record. Gene Ontology annotation, cellular component: proteasome accessory complex.
CGUGUUAAGGAAAUCGGGACUGCGGGACUCUUGGGCAGAAUAUGGACCGACUUUUAAGGCUUGGAGGAGGAAUGCCUGGACUUGGCCAGGGCCCGCCCACUGAUGCUCCUGCAGUGGAUACCGCUGAGCAGGUGUAUAUCUCCUCCCUAGCUUUGCUUAAGAUGCUAAAACAUGGACGUGCUGGUGUCCCAAUGGAAGUCAUGGGACUGAUGCUGGGAGAGUUUGUGGAUGAUUACACAGUCAGGGUUAUUGAUGUCUUUGCUAUGCCACAGUCCGGAACUGGUGUUAGUGUGGAGGCUGUGGAUCCCGUUUUCCAGGCUAAAAUGUUGGAUAUGUUAAAACAGACUGGAAGGCCUGAAAUGGUGGUCGGUUGGUAUCACAGCCACCCUGGCUUUGGCUGCUGGCUCUCCGGCGUUGACAUUAAUACCCAGCAGAGCUUCGAAGCCCUUUCGGAAAGAGCAGUAGCAGUAGUAGUGGAUCCAAUCCAGAGCGUCAAAGGAAAGGUUGUUAUUGAUGCUUUCAGACUGAUUAACGCUAACAUGAUGGUCUUAGGGCAUGAACCACGACAAACCACUUCAAAUCUUGGGCAUUUAAACAAACCAUCUAUACAGGCUCUUAUUCAUGGUCUUAACAGGCAUUACUACUCCAUAACUAUCAAUUACAGAAAAAAUGAACUUGAACAGAAGAUGCUGUUGAAUUUGCAUAAAAAGAGCUGGAUGGAGGGGCUGACGCUUCAGAACUACAGUGAACACUGUAAACUCAACGAGACUGUCGUAAAGGAGAUGUUGGAGUUGGCCAAAAACUACAACAAGGCUGUAGAGGAGGAAGAUAAGAUGACACCAGAACAACUUGCAAUAAAAAACGUUGGCAAACAGGAUCCCAAGCGUCACUUGGAGGAGCAUGUGGAUGUUCUGAUGACCUCAAAUAUUGUUCAGUGUUUAGCAGCCAUGUUGGACACCGUGGUAUUUAAGUAAUGGACUGAGUGCGUGUUUGUGUCUGCUUAUAGUGGUGGGAUACAGCAUGUCGUCUGAUCUUCGGGGUAACCAGCAGCCCAUAUUAGAGGAUGCCUUGUACCUUCGCUGAACUCACGAUAAAGGAUAUCUUCAUUUGCCUCUGUGUUUGCUUUGUCUUGUUACAAUUAUGCACAUUGGUAUCAGCAAAAAAAAACCCUGUCAAGGAAAAAGAAAUAAAUACAUCUUUGUUUAUAUAAUCUGUUGGGCCUUUUUGCAUGUUAUUCAAUUGCAACUUCCAAUAUGCUUACCCAGACUGCACUGACUGGUAGCACAGGGAGUUGUAGUUAAGCAACAACGGGGCAGUCUAUUCAUUGGCAAAGGGUCUGGAACCAAAGGGGUUAAAGCUGCACUGUCACUGGAGAAUGCAGUAGUAAUCUCAGUUACAGGUGACUCAAAGACAUCCAAUAACAUGAACUGCUGGUUAGAAUGGGGGACAGCUGGCAUUGUCUGCAGUCUGGGAGCAGCGCAGUAACACCUUUCCGUCUCCAUUGUGCAAUUACUUCUGUUCCUAGAUGGCAGGGUGGCAUGGGAAUACAUCAGGGCACAUUUUUUUUGAAGUUUGCAUUUGAUAUUUGAAAGAAGUGUAUGACAAAUGUAUUAUCUUUUGCUUCAUAAUAAAAUCCUUCUCCCUUUA